This is a messenger RNA of Fusarium graminearum PH-1, 561 nucleotides long. RefSeq lists its product as uncharacterized. Lineage: Eukaryota; Fungi; Ascomycota; Sordariomycetes; Hypocreales; Nectriaceae. The transcript is spliced from 3 exons. Bases 1 to 561 code for a protein of 186 amino acids. The record is from RefSeq and is a predicted model, not a curated record.
AUGGAGCGAGCACCAGAAGAAGAAAGAAGGGCGCAAGCAGCAGUUAGGCCUAGAAGCGAGCGACAGUUCAGUUCAGUUGAAAAACAAUGUACAAAUGCUAGUAGCGAACAAUGGAUGGCGACUUUGUCUUGGAUGAGAAGAGACAGAGACAGUGCUACAGUGCAGACGAUUGAUGGAACAAGAGUGGAGGCUACCCAGGUCAUGAAAUGGAUCAACAAAUGGAUCCAGUCCCUUUGGGUUCCCUUUUUUUUUCUUCCAGAAUGGAUCCCAUGUAGGUAUGCAUGCAUGGGUCAUGGAUGGAGAGACAGAGAGGUAUGGCACAUGGUUAACUUACAGAUAGACAGGCAGAUAGACAAAAAGGCGUUGGAUUGUGCAACACUACAAAAGACAUGGUUGCUGUUUUGGAGACAAAGCACUGUCCAGAUUGAUCAAGACUACCUCCAUGUGAGAUUUGACAAAGGUAAAUUGAGUUGCACAGCAUAUGACCGUCGCCGAAAUAAGGAUGGAUGCCCCUUACUGCAGUGCACCACACCCAUGUCUCGUUUACACGAUCCAAUCUGA